Planococcus citri (citrus mealybug) is the source of this 1883-nucleotide messenger RNA. RefSeq names its product deoxyribose-phosphate aldolase (gene Dera). Gene Ontology annotation, biological process: deoxyribonucleotide catabolic process; carbohydrate catabolic process. NCBI's taxonomy places the organism in Eukaryota, Metazoa, Arthropoda, Insecta, Hemiptera, Pseudococcidae. The coding region runs from base 566 to 1816 and encodes 416 amino acids. The record is from RefSeq and is a predicted model, not a curated record. The transcript is spliced from 8 exons. Gene Ontology annotation, cellular component: cytoplasm. Gene Ontology annotation, molecular function: deoxyribose-phosphate aldolase activity.
UUUUUCUAUUUUUUUCGUACCCUUUGUGACAUGAAUUUGAUUUGAGAAUAGUGAAAUGAGAAUUGAAAAGUAUAGAUAAUUAAUUAUUCAGUUUAAUUGAUAAAUGACUACUCUCAGAAUGAUACUUGAUCUGAACGUUCAUUCGCGGUAAUGCUACUCAUACGAACGAAAAAUUGUAGUAGUUUUGUUGGUGUCCGAAUUCCGAAAUCGUCUUAUCUCAUUGACGAUUCUAACGAUGGCUGUUCCCAGUUCCUUUGAGCAUUUUUCAUCAAUACAACGACAAUAAGUAAAUCAUUAUCACAUCCUGAAUACAUUCGACUAGCAGUGGCUGAAAACAUACCCUCAGUACAUCAAAAAAAUGCUCCUUUGAAUUAUUGGUGCACCAACUCGGAUUCAACAUUCGGGUACUGACGUUUCGCAAGAAGUGGUUGAUAAGAAAAAGAAACUUUGUAUAGACUGUAUCGAAGAUAUUCUCGAAGUACAGAGGGUCAAAGAGCAACUUGCUGCCAGAUUAGAUGCUCCUAAAAAACCUGCUGUCAAUAAUAUUUAAUCUUUAUCAGAAACUAUGUCCAUUGAAAAGAUCUCUCCUGCAAUUAUAAAUAUGUAUAACGAAGGCUGGCUUAAUGAAGUACACGUUAACGAAUGGACAGUGUUGGAACGUGCUAAACUAUUCGAUCAAAAACCGAACAACGUCUACAAAACCUUAGAAUCUCUUCUGUUGUUGAAGUCAGUUACAUUAAUCGAUUACAGUACGUUAUUUGGCGACGAUUCUUUUUCAAAUGUGACAGCUCUUGUUAAUAAGGGUGCUCGGCCACUCUCUGAGAAACUAUUUCAAAAAGCGCUGAGCUCUGUUACAACUUCAAUCAAAAACAUCAUCAAGACCCAGACGCUGAGAAAAAGUUCAGUGGUAGUGAGUAUCGAUACAACCGAUGAUAAUUUCAAUUUUAAAGUAACCGAACAAGCCGAUACUUCGUUGAAUGAGCAAUAUGGAUUAACUGACCAUGAACUGAUUGAAGUUAAGCAGCUCUUGAAAGCUUUUCAUUUACAUGAUGAAAAAUCACUGAGCGAAUCCCUGGCUGAAUUCUUAUACUUGGGAGACGAUUCAACUGAUUGCAAGAACGAAACGAAGAAGACCAUAAGGGUUGGAGCAUUAUGUAUUUAUCCGGCUUUUGUUAGUGUUGUUGCCGAUUCGUUAAGAGCCAAGAAACUUCUCGUGUCAAGCAAAUCAACAGAAGGUUCAAAUAACAGCUCAAAUGGGAUUCCGAUCGCUUCCGUUGCUGCCGCUUUUCCCAGCGGUUUGUAUCCGUUGGAAUCUAAAAUUAGUGAGAUUAAUUUCGCUACUCGAAAUGGAGCUACUGAAAUCGAUAUCGUUAUCAGUAGAUACUUAGUACUGCAACAUCGCUGGACUGAAUUAUUUGAAGAAAUCAAAGCUCUCAAGGAAGCAUGUGGUAGUGCAAAAAUGAAAACAAUCUUGGCUGUGGGUGAAUGCGGUUCAUUAGAGAAUGUUUAUAAGGCUUCAAUGGUUGCCAUGAUGGCAGGGACUGAUUAUAUUAAAACUUCUACUGGUAAGGAAGCCGUGAAUGCUACUUUCACCUCAGGACUUGUGAUGUGUCGUGCGAUUAAAAAUUUUUAUAUCAAGACUGGCAAAAAGAUUGGUUUUAAACCUGCCGGUGGAAUACGUACGGCAGAAGAUUCAUUAAAAUGGAUCAACCUGGUAAUCACCGAAUUGGGCGCUGAUUGGUUAUCGUUGUUUAGAAUCGGAGCUUCCGGUGUAUUGAAAAGUAUCGAACAAAGGUUACAUCAUAUUAAUCCGUGACUGAUAUUAUUUUAAGCUUGUCGUAUAUAGUAAGUAAUAAAAUUUUUCACAUUAUUUAUACCAAUUA